Messenger RNA from Drosophila suzukii, 2691 nucleotides. It is a transcript of the gene PK2-R1, whose product is annotated as Pyrokinin 2 receptor 1. Gene Ontology annotation, molecular function: neuropeptide receptor activity. Gene Ontology annotation, biological process: neuropeptide signaling pathway. Gene Ontology annotation, cellular component: plasma membrane. Lineage: Eukaryota; Metazoa; Arthropoda; Insecta; Diptera; Drosophilidae. The record is from RefSeq and is a predicted model, not a curated record.
UAAUCAGAGUUAUUCCUAAACUCCCAAGCAAUUUACAACUCAUUAAAUAUUUCCCAAUGGUUGCCUAGCAAAGUGCAAAACUAAUUUUCCGUUCAGUGAUUCCGUUUUACCGAAACCAAAAGGGUUUCAAACAAAAACCCACGCGGAAGUCCUUAAACGACCCACUGCAAUCCCAAAAAAAAGGAGAUAAGAUAGAAAAACAAAUACGGAUACGACUUGACUACAAAGAAGGACACAAUACGCGCAGCAAAGGCGGCUGAACAAUUUUAGGGCCUGUCGUCGACUGCUUAUCGGCCAUGUGCCACAAAGGAUGCGGCAGCGGAUACGCCAGACAGUAUUAAUAACGCAUUGAUACGAGUGGGCGGCCGAUUUGGUAUUGUUUUUCCAAUCGAACUCGUGGCGCAAGGAGUCCGCAAUUAAUCGACGACAGCUAGCAUGUUGCAAGGCGUCGCCAUCGACAUUACCAUCGCCAACGACAGCAACGAUGAUGGCCUCAAUCAAUCAUUCAUGGCUCAUGUGUCGCCCAGUACCAAUCAGAUCCCCACCAUCGCCACCACCAUGCCCACCAGUCCCAGCGAGAGCCCCGAGCUGCUGCUGCUGAAGAAUGACAAAUUCCUAACACAUGUCGCCCAUCUGCUGAACAUAACGACCGAGAAUCUUUCCAAUCUCCUGGGCUCCACGAAUGGCACCAAUGCGAGUGGCACCAUGGUAUCGGAUUCGCCGAUGGACGAGUCCCUGACCCUGCGUACCGCCUUCACAGUCUGCUAUGCCCUCAUUUUUGUGGCCGGCGUGCUAGGUAAUCUAAUCACCUGCAUUGUCAUUUCGCGGAAUAACUUCAUGCACACGGCCACCAACUUCUAUCUGUUCAACCUGGCUGUCUCCGAUCUGAUAUUGUUGGUCUCAGGCAUCCCCCAGGAGCUGUAUAACCUUUGGUAUCCGGAUAUGUAUCCUUUCACGGACGCCAUGUGCAUCAUGGGCAGUGUGCUCUCCGAAAUGGCCGCCAAUGCCACGGUUCUCACCAUCACAGCCUUCACUGUAGAGCGAUAUAUUGCCAUCUGUCAUCCCUUUCGGCAGCACACCAUGUCAAAAUUGUCGCGGGCCAUUAAAUUUAUAUUCGCCAUUUGGCUGGCUGCCUUCCUUUUGGCCCUGCCCCAGGCCAUGCAGUUCUCGGUGGUGUACCAAAACGAGGGCUACUCCUGCACGAUGGAGAACGACUUUUAUGCCCAUGUGUUCGCCGUCUCCGGAUUUAUCUUCUUUGGUGGACCCAUGACAGCGAUUUGUGUGCUCUACGUGCUCAUUGGUGUGAAGUUGAAGAGGAGUCGCCUGCUGCAAUCGCUGCCGCGGAGAACCUAUGAUGCGAAUAGGGGCCUCAAUGCCCAGGGACGAGUCAUCAGAAUGUUGGUAGCUGUAGCCGUCGCCUUCUUCCUCUGCUGGGCUCCCUUCCACGCCCAACGACUGAUGGCCGUCUACGGACUGAACCUGAUUAAUAUAGGCAUCAGCCGGGAUGCCUUCAACGACUACUUCCGGAUACUUGAUUACACGUCCGGUGUGCUCUACUUCCUCUCCACCUGCAUCAACCCACUGCUGUACAACAUUAUGAGUCACAAGUUCCGCGAGGCUUUUAAGAUUACUCUCACAAGGCAGUUUGGCCUGGCCAGGAACCACCACCACCAGCAAAGUCAGCACCACCAGCACAACUACAGUGCUUUGCUAAGGCAAAAUGGAUCGAUGCGUUUGCAACCGGCCAGUUGCAGUGUGAAUAACAACGCCCUGGAGCCCUACGGAUCCUACCGGGUGGUGCAGUUCCGUUGCCGGGAUGCGAGCCACCAGUUGUCCCUGCAGGACAGCAUUCGCACCACCACCACCACCACCACGAUAAACAGCAACAGCUUGGCAGCCGGAAACGGAAAUGGCGUGGGCGUGGUAAUUGGUAAUACACGAAGGAUGCGAAAACAGGAGUUCUAUGGCCCGGUUGUGCCGGGCACCGCAGUUCCCCAUCGAAUGCUGCAGGCUCAGGUGUCCCAACUCUCGUCGCUGGGCGAUGCCAACUCCCUGUUGGAGGCGGAAGUGGUGGACAGGCACUACGCCUCCGGUCGGGCCAAAAGGGCUCUGUUGGCCACCAAAAGUGGUGCUCUGCUGGUGACACCCAACCAAAGUGCUGCUGAUCCCUCGGAAGUCAGUCAGCCUGCCACUCGGCUCAAGCUGACGAGGGUGAUAAGCCGCAGGGAUGAGGUGACCAGCCACAGUUUGCCGGAUCCGGAGACAUGUCAAACGGCAUCGAUUGCAGGUCGAAGUUCCCGAAAAUUCCCCUGGCGCAAGCGGAGGCAAAAAACCGAGGAUCCCAGCAGCGAGGGCGGCUUGACCUUUGGCUCACCCAAAUCCCAGUGAUUCCGGCUGGCUGAUAACUAGAGUUAUGCUUAGUUAGGCAUUGUUUAGUUAGCGCAAUAAACUUUUCGAUCUGUAAAUAAGCCAGAGAAAGUCCAGCGAUUUGCAUGCAAAUUUCGGUUGGCCAUAAAAAAAAAAAUAGAACGAAUGGGCAAGGUCCAGACGAUUUAUGUGAAGCAUAAAGCCGGGAUAAUGAGGCAACAAAGCGUCGUGACGAAAAAUGCCACGCCCCAUGCCCCAUGCCCCGCAUCUUUUUGCGAUGGCAACCGCAUCGCACUCAUAAAUUAAGUGUUAAGUGUUGAGCUA